AUGGCCGUGAGGGGAGUCGGGUUCACCCCGGGACUUCCGCCCACAACACGCAACCUACCACUCCCUCGUUUCGAGCCGCCUCGUCUUCUGCGCGCGCCAACCAUCCUCCACCGAGUCCCCUCCCUCCUCUCCUCCCUCAAGCAAUCCCAGCUCCGCUGCGGCGAGCAGCUCUUCAUCACCCUGAUCAGAGCCUACGCCCUCGCGUCCAAGCCCGCCUCCUCCCUCAGGACCUUCCUCUCCAUCCCCUCCUUCGGGGUGAAGACCUCGGUCCGGGCCUUCAACGCCCUGCUCAACGCCAUGAUCCAGAACAAGAGAUACGAUCUCGUGCCCGUCCUGUUCAGGAAUUGUCACAGGAAGUUUGGGAUCGCGCCCAACGUGUUCACUUGUAACAUCCUGAUCAAGGCGGUCUGCGAAGUGGGGAGGAUUGAGGAGGCCAGGAAGGUGGUUGAUGAAAUGCCUGAGUGGGGGAUGGCGCCCAACGUGGUCACGCACACCACGAUCAUGUCGUUUUAUUGCGAGAAGGGGGAGGUGGGCGAGGCGAAGGGGGAGGUGGAGGAGGCGAGGAGGGUGUUUGACGAGGCGAGGGGCAGGGGGCUGGAGCCCGACGUCAGGGCUUAUACGGUUUUGAUCGAUGGGUAUUGCGGGAUCGGGAAGCUCGACGAUGCGGUUAAGGUCAUGGAUGAGAUGGAGGAGAAUGGGGUUCCUCCGAAUGAGGCGACGUACACCGUCAUCAUCCGAGCUUGCUGUGAAGGGAAGAGGCCGGGGGAAGCACUGAAUUUGAUUCAAGACAUGCUCAGUUCGAAACACGUGCCGAGCUCCUCCUUGUGUUGCAAGGUGAUCGAUGCGUUGUGUGAAGAUGGGAAGGUGGUGGACGCCUGUGAGAUAUGGAGGAAGCUUCUGAAGAAGAGUGUGACGCCCGAUAACUCAAUAUCGAGCACAUUGAUAUAUUGGCUGUGUCAAGCUGGGAAAGUCUGGGACGCGAGGAAAUUAUUCGAUGAGUUUGAGCGAGGGUUCAUCCCUAGCGCGCUGAUGUAUAACACCCUUAUAUCGGGUAUGUGUGAGAACGGAGAAUUGCAAGAAGCGGCGAGGUUGUGGGAUGAUAUGGUGGAGAAAAAGUGUUACCCGAAUGUGUUCACGUAUAACGUGCUGAUCAAGGGGUUUUGUAAGGCGGGGAAGGCGAAGGAAGGGGUUCGGGUUUUGGAGGAGAUGGUGGAGAAAGGAUGCGUGCCUAGUAAGUCGACAUACGGCGUUUUGGUUGAUGGGCUCUUCGGAUGCGGAGAGCUAGAGGAGGCUGUUAGGGUUUUAAGGGAUCUGGUGUUGAGGAACGGGGGGUGUGUCGAUGCAGAAGAGGGCUGGGGUGUGUUUGUGAAGAAGGUGGUUGUCGAUACCGGGAAAUGGAGAGAGGUCCUUGAUGAGGUGUUGAGCAUAUAAUUGACUCUGGCCAUUGAAUUUUAAUUGCCGCAUUAUUUUUACUUCAUAGGGGCCUGGCUGAAAUCAGAAGCUCAUGCAAUAGCAGGAUGGCUUGCUCACCCUUUUUUUUUUUCUAAAGCAUUUGGUGAAACUGAGAUGUGGCCAUGUCGUGCACGGUGCAUACAACAAACAAGGCGGCUAUGUUUUUUUUUAUAGGAAAUAAAGGCACAGGUGUCGGCGAGUUUCAUAUACUGUAUAAAUAAUACAUGAGAGACAAUAAUUAAUUUGGGUGCUCUAAUUCAUUCAUUCAAAUGCUUGGUUGUCUCUUUCAUGCAAGAAGCUGAAUCAAGACCUGUAACGUUAAGCAGUAUCUCUCACAGUGAUAAGCUAAGCAGAUGAAAAACAUAAAAAGGGAAGGAACAAGCAUAAAUUAAUAAAUUCAAACCAUAUCCAAUACCAUUAUUAGUUACGAAGCCAGAAGCCAAUCAGGCUCACGGCUCGCAAAGCGUAUUUUCGUUAUGUACGAUACAUUAAAGCAAGCAUUCAAAUCAGAGUACAAUCGAAAAUGCACGCACAACUAUCUGAAAAGGCUACCCUCACGCGCCAAGCUGCUGCUCCCAUCCUCCUCCUCCUACCCUUC
This is a messenger RNA of Asparagus officinalis (garden asparagus), 2050 nucleotides long. Its product is annotated as pentatricopeptide repeat-containing protein At5g16420, mitochondrial-like. The transcript has 2 exons. Lineage: Eukaryota; Viridiplantae; Streptophyta; Magnoliopsida; Asparagales; Asparagaceae. The record is from RefSeq and is a predicted model, not a curated record. Gene Ontology annotation, molecular function: protein binding. Bases 1 to 1431 code for a protein of 476 amino acids.